UCCUUCCAUUCAGGUUCAGUAACGCCUGUCUAACUUCAAGCUGCUUAUGGCGGGCUGUGGUAGCUAAUGCAAUGAACGACGGUCUUGGGGGCCCAAUUGUGUUCCUGCUACCUGACAGAUUCGACCCAAACAAGAAGGAAAAAGUGGACCCCGACGCGAUGAACCCGCCCUCGGAGCCUGGCGACGCCCCAGUGAACGGCACGGUGCCCUCAGGAGCCACGGCGCCCCUCGUCAGAGCAAAGGGCCGCCCUAAGAAAGCCCCGGAGCUGGGGAGCGUAGACCGACGUAACUGGCUGGUCCACCUACACUACGUGCGAUGCGAGUACGACGACUGCCUCAGGCUGACGAAGGAGCUGCUUGCCGAGACUCGCGGCAUGUGCGAGUACGCCAAUUAUGUGCAGGCCUUGAUCCUUCGUCAUCAAGGCAAAAUACACGAGUCCCUGGAGCUGUUCCAGCUUUGCAACGUCCUCAACCCGAAGAGCGUGCAGAACCUAAAGCAAAUGGCGAGAUCGUUAUUUCUUUUGGGACGACACAGCAGAGCCAUUGAAGCUUACAAGCAAGCAGGGAACAAUAGCGAAAAACCUGACUGGGAGAUUAAUUACAAUCUUGGCAUUUGUUACCAGCGCACGGGUCAGCUUGAGGCGGCGAAGCAGGAGCUGCAGCAGGCGCUACAACUGCACCGCCACCACGAGGUCUUCAAAGCCCUCGCCAGCGUCUACCUGCAGCAGAGUGACGUGACCGCCGCCGUGUCCACCUACCGAGCCGCCAUCGAGCAGUUCCCAGAGAACAGCGACCUGCACAGCAGCUUGGGGAGGCUGCUCCUGCAGACUGGCAGGUCACAGCAGGCCUUCGAACAGCUUGGUGCCGCCCUCACCUUCAACCCCAACCACAGUCCAUCCCUGCUCGCUAUUGGGGCAAUGAUGCAGAGCCACCAAGACUAUGACGUCGCGCUCUCUAAGUAUCGUAUCGCCGCCCAAACCAUCCCUGAGAGCCCCGCACUCUGGAACAACAUUGCCAUGUGCUUCUUUGGCAAGAAAAAAUAUGUUGCCGCGAUCAGUUGUUUGAAACGAGCAAACUACUUAGCUCCCUUCGAGUGGCGCGUCCUCUACAACCUAGGACUCGUGCACCUCACCAUGCAACAGACGACCUCGGCGUUCCAUUUUCUGUCAGCCGCCGUAAACUUGAAGCCUACCAAGGGCCAAAUUUUCAUGCUUUUAGCGGUGACUUUAAGUCAGUUAGAGGAUGAAUCGAACGCCCGGCUGGCUUACAAGCAGGCCGUCACUCUGGAGACCAAAGACCCAAGCGUGUGCCUGAACUUUGCUACGUUCCUCGUACGUCAGGGCGACCGAGCCGAGGCACUCAAGAUGUUCUCGCAGUUCGAGGCCCGCGUCGUGAAAUUGCGACAGAACACGGAACUCGACUCCCAGGUGCUGGAAGCUGGACGGCGGCUGGCCCAGGAGCUGGGCCAGGACGGGUCUAGCCUCGUCCAGAAGCCUGGUCGCCCGUCACAACCUGUCGUGGAACCUACAAAAGAUGAAUCUGUCGCCGACACGUCAAGCCCCGCGGCGCCUGGGGAAGAGGAGGCCAAACCUGCGGACCCACCAGGUCUUCUAGCCCCACCUCCCCGUACGGACCUAGAAGAACACGACGCCCCAGAGGACGGGGAAGACGAUGAGGCGGGGGAGCUGCUUACAACGGAGACUACGCAGCUGGCCAACGACGAGGGCCAAGGCGAGGAGGAGGAGGAGGGGUUACAGGAACCUAGUAUUGCUGUGCCAGUUACGCACCAACCAAACAAUAACGAUGAAGAGGAUGAUGACAUAGCAGAAGAUGAUGGAGAUGGUCCUUCCAUUGAAGAAGAUGUGGUUUGAGUUAUUAAAUAUAUAGUGCAUUAUUUUUUGGAUGAAUAUUUUUUAUAGAGUUCGCAGAUUGUUAACAAACUUUAUCUUUUAUUCACCCAUGUCAGGUAAAAUUAAUUUAAUUUUUGGUUGUCUUCAAAGGGUGCUUAAUUGCAUUCAAUUCAAAAUUCAAAGUCUAUAAAUUUACUUCCUUAAAUUUAGUGUACCCACAUAUACGUGCAAAUAGUGCCUCGCUAUUUGGACAAUUAAGUUACGCUCAUUUCUCGUAUACCAAUAAAUUUGAUGACGUU
Molecule: messenger RNA, 2149 nt
Organism: Hyalella azteca
Lineage: Eukaryota; Metazoa; Arthropoda; Malacostraca; Amphipoda; Hyalellidae
Product: Bardet-Biedl syndrome 4 protein
Exons: 13
Coding region: 72-1871 (599 amino acids)
Biological process (GO): protein localization to cilium; cilium assembly
Cellular component (GO): ciliary basal body
Molecular function (GO): protein binding
Source: RefSeq, a predicted model, not a curated record